UUCAAAUGAGGACACAGGACUCUCUUUUUUCCAAAGUAUGCAUAGCUUCAGGGUGGAGAGAAGUACUUAGUAACAGGUCACCAGCGCCUGUUUGUUCCUCACUUCCCCGGCUCUACUCCACCUGCAGUGCCAUUAUCAUCGGUAAUCAAACGCCAUUCAUUCAGGUCCUCUGAGUUUUGGUCUAACCAGUUUGACGUGGUCUCUCCGUGAUGAUGAAGGGGAAGUGAGAGACUGUGUCGCACAACUUCAUAAACUCGGCUUCUCUGCUGCUGCUGUAACUUUCACACCCAGCUGGUUCUCUCUCUUAUAGCGCGUGUGUGUUUUCCCAGCACUGAGCAUGAAUAUGUUCAGGAGAGACAAAAGCUCGGCCGCCACGACUCCUGCUGUCCCACCAAGGCCCAGCAAGGAGGAGCUAGACAACCUCGUCACCUGCAGCCGGAACAGGCAGGAUGCAGAAGUGACAGAGGCCUUGCAGGAAAUCGACAGCGGGGUCUCAAGUGAGCUGAACCCAAAGACGAAGAGGACAGGUGUGAUGGGAGUUAUGAACAAGGUCAACCCGUUCAAGUAUACGUCACAGGUCCCUAAAGCUCCGUCUACAGAGUCUCUGGAGCAGUCACAGGUCUCAGACUCUAAACAGAACCCAGGGACGUUUAAAGACAUGAUGCAUAAAGUCAACCCAUUCAAGCCCUUUACACAGCAGCAGGCCCCAAAGAGUGAUCCUCAAACCGAACCUGCAGAACCACCUGAGCCUGAGAAAGAACCUCAAGGCAAAGAGAAUCCAGGGACGUUUUCAGGAAUGAUGCAGAAGGUCAACCCUUUCAAAUCGUCACAGCCAAAGGAUACUCAGCCUCUCAACAAUGAACUGUCCUCAAGCAACGGGAGCUUAGCGGACAAUAACAACAUGCCAGAGAAGCAGAACCAUGGGGCGUUUAAAGAAAUGAUGCAUAAAGUCAACCCCUUCAAGCCCUGGGCACAGCAGCAGACGCCAAAGAGCGAUCCUCAAAAUGAAUCUGCAGAACCACCGGAGACUACGAAAGAAAGUGAAGCCAAGGAGAAUCCAGGGACGUUUGCAGGAAUGAAGCAGAAAGCCAACCCAUUCAAAUCCUCACAGCCAAAGGACGCCAAGCCUCUCAACAAUGAGCUCUCCUCAAGCAACAGAAGCUUAACAGACAGUAACAACUUGCCGGAGAAGCAGAACCCCGGUGGGUUCAAAGGGAUGAUGCAGAAAGUAAACCCCUUUAAGUCUUACACUCAGAUGCCAGAGGAGGAAUGCAAGACAGACUCUGAGGUUCCAAAAACAGAUUCCUCCCUGAAGACGCAGGAACACAGAACUAUUAAGAAGGAGCUCUCCACCAGCACCGAAAGCUUGGAUGACAGCACCAUAGAGAGACACACUAUCUGGUACACUGAUGGCGACGCUAGCUGUGAGGUGAAAAACCAGCCAACUGAGGCGCCAAACCAGCCACCUGUGGCGCCAAAGAAGAGAACUAUGACUUUUAGGUUAAAGAGAAUUCUGCCUGGUGCGUUUUUUGGGUCAGGAACAAAGGACUCAUCAUCUGACGCUCAGGCCCCGACCCAGGAGGCAGUGGAAGUUCAGACGCUAGAGUUAGCCGAGAUACCAGUACCCAGUGAGGGGACAGCCCUGGACCCUCUUGACGAUGAAGACGGCCUUGUAGAGUGGUGGAGGACUGUAGAGGGAUGGGACGAGUGGAAUGAAGCAAGCCAGGAUGAUGAUGCUGAAGAAGUCGUAGAACAAGCCGCCGAUCGUGUCUUCAUGGCGGCUCGUCUUUUCGUCCGAUUCUUCAACCAGCGCGGCGGCUCUCUCCAGCAGCGCAUUCUCGAACUUCUGUCUUUGGCCGACGACGCAGACCUUUUCCACAAGAAAACCGUCUCGGCCAGUAUCGGCGGCGGGGUGGCCAGUGUGGCGGGGUCCAUCACCACCAUCACCGGCCUCAUUCUGGCACCCUUCACAAUGGGAACGUCGCUCAUCGUCACGGCCGUCGGCAUCGGUGUGGCUACAGCGGGUGGGUUGACUUCUGCUUCAGCCAACAUCACAGACACGGUGCAUUCGAAGACGGACCGCAAGAAGGUGGAGAAGAUGAUCCAGGACUACGAGGCGGAGAUGAAGGACAUUAAGGACUGCCUUGAGUUUGUGCAGGAAGGAAUGGAGAAGCUUGAGGAGUGGAACUUUGAAGAAUACGCCGAGAGCAUCUCAAAGAAGCACCUCAACCAGAACGUCAAACAUGUGAUGAAGGAAGGUGGCCGGGCCGGCAAGGCUUUAGUCAUCAACACCGAGAGCCUGAUCAGCACUGUUCAGGUCCUCGGUACAGCUGGGACCGCCGCCAAAGCUGCUCAGGUGAUGAGUGUCACAACAGGAGUUAUGUCAGGUCUCUUCCUCGCUCUGGAUGUCUUCUUCCUGGCCAAAGAUUCGGUGGAGCUCAAUAAGGGGGCAAAGACAGAGUUUGCGGCAAAGAUCCGGGAAGUUUGCAAAGACCUGCAAGACGGGCUGCUGGAGCUGAACCGCAUCAAGGAAGAGCUGCAGAAAACCAUGGAUGGGGUGGAGGUGGAGGUGGAGGAGGAGGAAGUGGAUGAAGAACAGUUGAAGUCUGAUUUGAAGAAACUUUAUGAGCUUGAAGAAUGAAGGAAAUUGGUUUUAAUGCCUCACUGUCUCAAUCCUAACAUCUCAUAAACUGUUUUGAAGUUUUAAUAGAAAUGGAAGAAGUCCUUAAUUUAAUUCUCCAAGAGAUAUUUUGUAAAUCCAAAUAUUUAUAUUGUUUAAAGUAGUAUUAUUAACUAUGUAAACCAAAAGUUGCCUUAUUGAGAUUGUACUGUUUCUUGACAAUAAAAGUGGCUUUUAUGCUUGUUUUUA
Notolabrus celidotus (New Zealand spotty) is the source of this 2869-nucleotide messenger RNA. RefSeq lists its product as uncharacterized. Lineage: Eukaryota; Metazoa; Chordata; Actinopteri; Labriformes; Labridae. Gene Ontology annotation, molecular function: lipid binding. Gene Ontology annotation, cellular component: membrane; extracellular region. Gene Ontology annotation, biological process: lipoprotein metabolic process; lipid transport. The record is from RefSeq and is a predicted model, not a curated record. Bases 338 to 2641 code for a protein of 767 amino acids. The transcript has 25 exons.